AUGGCAACGUCUGUAAGAUGGAGAGAUGAAAUGGAAGAUGGUGGUUCGCUGGAGGAAACUACAAUAUUUCUUAUGGAUGAAGAUGAAGAAAUGAAACGAGAGAUGAAGAGACUGGACGCUGCUGACACUUCUAAUCUGACUACCUGGGCACAGAGGGCAGCUGUCCAACAUGACGACCAUGUCAGGAGUGGUUCGCCAAGCUCGGAUCAUCGAACGUUGAUGUCGGCUUCAACGGUUCCACUGUCGUCACCCUAUGCGACAAGGCGUGCUGUGCCAUCAAUUUCAGAUAAUAUCCUAGAAUCAGACAAUGAACAUUCUUCUCCAUAUGGCUCACCAAGGCUGCUUCAUGCACUCUCGUCGUCUCUCUCGAAUGUAUCACCUCAAGUCUGCCGAAAGAAUUUACCUUGCAACAAUCUCUCACCUCUGGUCUCUCGGAGGACGCCGUCUCCGAACUCGCUAUCUCCGCUGAUCUCUAAGAAUAGCGUUUCACCGUACUCCUCGCUGAAUACAUCACCAAGUUCAUCACCAUGUGCGUCACCGAGUGUGUCACCAGGUGUGUCGCCUAGUGCGUCGCCACAGAAUUCACCAUCGUUAUCACCGGGACUAACUCCAGAAUGUGGUACAAGACCAAAAGUGAAGGUGAUUGAUGCUGUGAAAUCGUUGAGAGAACAAGCAGAAUAUGUGGAAACCCAUCAGAAUAUGUGGGAACCCAUCAGAGUAUAUGAGAAUCCAUCAGAGUAUGUGGAAACCCAUCAGAAUAUGUGGGAACCCAUCAAAGUAUGUGGAAACCCAUCAGAGUAUGUGGGAACACAUCAGAAUAUAUGGGAAUCCAUCAGAGUGUGUGGAAACCCAUCAGAAGUAUGUGGGAACCCAUCAGAGAGUAUAUGGGAAUCCAUCAGAGUAUGUGGUAACCCAUCAGAUUAUAUGGGAAUCCAUCAGAGUAUGUGGAAACCCAUCAGAGUAUGUGGAAACCCAUCAGAGUAUAUGAGAAUCCAUCAGAGUAUGUGGGAACACAUCAGAAUAUAUGGGAAUCCAUCAGAGUAUGUGGAAACCCAUCAGAGUAUGUGGAAACCCAUCAGAGUAUAUGAGAAUCCAUCAGAGUAUUUGGAAAUCUAUCUGAGGAAACUCGUUAGAAUAUGUGGGAACCCAUCAGAAUAUAUGGGAAUCCAUCAGAGUAUGUGGAAACCCAUCAGAAUAUAUGAGAAUCCAUCAGAAGUAUAUGAGAAUCCAUCAGAGUAUUUGGAAAUCUAUCUGAGGAAACUCGUUAGAAUAUGUGGGAACCCAUCAGAGUAUGUGGAAAUCCAUCUGAAGAAACUCAUUAGAAUAUGUGGGAACCCAUCCAAAUAUUUGGGAACCCAUCAGAAAAUUGAAGCAGCCGAGGCUAGUCAGUGGUUGAAGGCUGCAGGAUUUCCGCAGUAUGCUCAGAUGUACGAAGAUUGUUUGUUUCCUAUAGAUAUACAUUCAGUAGAGACGGACCACGACUUUUUAGACCGUGAUUCGAUACACUCCUUAUUCAGACGCCUGAAUACACUCAACAAAUGUGCCUCUAUGAAGAUUGAAACCAUACCUAAGAAAACUGGUGAUGAAUCAGACGACGAUGAUCAGUGCGCUUUAAGCCGAAAGUGGAAAUUUCAACGCAGUAGUCGACGUUGGUCAAGGCGAUUGAAUCCAUUAGAGGUGUUUAUUUUAGAGAAUUAUACAAAGAGUGAUAUCUUGGACGGUUGUGAUCAACUGCACUUGCAAGAGAGUGAGAAAGCAUUAUCUUUGGACAGUAACAGGAGUAUGCUAACUGAUAAAUACGCUAAUUCAAGUAGUAUUGAUAGUCCCGCCACUCGUCAGAAAAGUUAUCGUAUUCCUAACCCUGAAAUCGACACGAUGAAGCACAAAAAGAGCACAAAGAAGCAACCCACGAUGGGUGAUGUGACUACACCCAGGGAAGCAAUUAUUGAAAUUUCCUCACCAAUCCUUGUUCAGAAAUUAACUCACAGGGACUUGGCAAUGAACACUCACGAAAGAAUGAAGGGAGCCAAGAGCUUGCUGAAGCGAUUGGAUAGCUUAAAAGGAAGAAAAAGCUCAAGUUUAAAGAAACGACCAGCCUUGAAUUUGAAAGGUGGUAUUAAUAUAAGCCAACCUAUCUUGACAGCUAAUAGUAACGUACAAGACAAAAUUGAACUGUAUAACUGCGUUGAUUUGAAUCCGAGGAAAGACGACGUAGUGCCACGUGACAAAUCUAUGACUUCACCGUCUGUUACUCGGAGGGUGAAAACUGAUCAUAAUGCAGCUGAUAGGAGCAAGCGUGGAGGGGUUGUCUUUUCUAACAAUGAGAGCCUCAAUAUAGCUGAUGUAUGCGAAAAAAUGGACACCAAGGAAAGUCCUAAAAUACCUCCCAAAUGCAGCCCAGCUUCUGGAAAUAGACGCAACACUGAAAUAAGUUACAGUAAUGACAAUGUAUUUAGUGCCUUUGAUGAUCAAGAGUGUGGAACAUUUCCGAGACUGCUCUCGAAUGGAUACAUUGAGACAGGCACUGGCAGUAGAAUCAACACACGUACAGGUAGCUUCAAUUUCGGCAGUGAUUCUUGCCAUGACAAUACUUUUUUUCCAAGACCGCGACGACGGCGACGCAACUCAGAAGAUGAUAGUGCCUUACGUAGUAGCGUUUAUGAUAACGUGGCAUUCCAUGGCAGUCUUGACAGCAUGGCUUAUACAGAUAUUGGCUUAGAUGAGAUUGAGGAGCAGCUACGUCAGGAGAUUAACAAUUUAUCAAACUUGGACAACUGCAACUCAACCAGCAUGCCUGCGAUGACAGAGCAUGUUCCCGAGCUACAAAAAUAUGGAUUGUCUAGAAAUACUAGCAUUGCUAGUAUGUCUUCGAACGAUUUGGAAACUGAAAAGCAGGAUAUAUUAAAUAAUAUCAGCCAAUUGUUGAUGACUGAUUAUCUGCAAGACGAACCAAGCAACAAUAAUAGCCAGGAUAAAAGCGAUACAGUAUCUAUGAAAUCAUACGACACGUGGCAUGAUGAGGAGGUUACAGAAGACAUCAGUGCAAUCAGUGCAGAGGUAGAGGCAAUACUGAACGGGAUUAACGAAAAUUUGUGUCAGUUGACGGAAAUUAACAUGGACGAAACAUAUAUUGGGGAUGACAGCUCAGUGACAUCACCCAUUCCAUCGCCUACUCCCGAUACCACCCCUGAAAUACCAUCUAAGAAGAUACACCUUCAGAUUGACACAGAUGCCGGAAUCAGCGGUAACUCUUCCUGUCAGGAUACGAGUGAAAUUGACACAGCAGGUUCAAUGGAAGAUCUAACAGGAGUCAUGGAAGUCCAUGAGAGACGAGACUCUGGCGUGGGAAGCUCAUUGUCAAGGUCUGUCAGAAGACCUCGUAUUCGCUGGCACAGUUUCUCCAAAUCACACAGACCGAGUCUCAAUUCAAGGCCAUUCCAGAUUCAUAAUCUGUCUGCUGGACAAAUUAUGGUGCUACGAAAACUCUCUCUCUUGAAGCUUACCGCUAUGAUGGAACGAUACUCGAUAUCCAACAGAUCAUGGUCGGGGUGGAUAAAAGUGAUGCCUCGCUUCAUGCGAAGAAUGAAAGCGCCUGAUUAUAAGGACAGAGCUGUAUUUGGCGUACCCCUCAGUGUUACGUUACAACGUACUGGACAACCACUGCCACAGACAAUACUUCAUGCGAUGAGGUAUCUCAGGAAAACCGCUCCAGAUGCGUUAGGAAUAUUCCGCAAACCCGGGGUCAGGACGCGUAUCCAGCAACUGAGGAAUGUUAGUGAGAGUAACCCAGAUGAAGUUGACUACGAAGGUGUGAUGGCCUAUGAUGUAGCCGAUAUGCUAAAGCAAUAUUUCCGUGAGUUACCUGAGCCGCUAUUAACGAGUAAAUUGUCCGAGACUUUCAUAACCAUUCAUACAGCCAUGCCGAAAGACAUACGUCUGCAAGCCAUGCAGGCCUCUAUUAUGUUGAUGCCAGAUGAAAACAUUGAAGUGCUGCAGUCAUUGCUUUUAUUUCUUAGUGAUAUAGCUGAACAUUCAGACACAAAUCAGAUGACAGCCCAUAAUUUAGCAGUUUGCUUUGCUCCAUCAUUGUUUCACAUGAGCGGGCCACGUUCCGGUUCAAGCCCACAAAGACGUCGACGUGCAAACCUUGGAAAGCCAGACCAGAAAGAAUUGAGCGAUAAUAUCGCCGCUCAUGAAUGCUUAGCAACAAUGAUUAAAGAAGUCAAAAAGCUAUUUGUGAUUCCUGAAGAGACAAUGAUGAAGUGUCAUUUCUCUUACAUGGAGCUGGGAGAGCCUGUCUCUGUAAAUGAGCUAGGAUCUAAAAAGGAAGAUGAUAACAAUGCUGACUACAAGAGCUACAUUGAGUCCUGUGUUCAGGGGCUCCUUAAGGAGGCGAGAGAGAAAUUCAAAGGCUGGGUAUCGUGUCCGCCAAUGGAAAACGGUACUGAGUUGGCGUACAAGAAAGUGGGGGAUGGUCAUCCGCUGAGGCUUUGGAAGUGUACAGUGGAGGUAGAAGCCCCACCGACUGAGCUGCUUCAUAGGAUAUUACGAGAAAGGCAUCUUUGGGAUGAUGACUUUGUUAAGUGGAGGAUAGUGGAGAAACUCGACCAACAAACAGAAGUAUUGCAGUAUGUUAGUAACUCAAUGGCGCCACAUCCGAGUCGUGACUACUGUACUCUCAGAAGCUGGAGAGCGGAUCUACCAAGGGGAGCUUGUGUUCUUGUGUCUACAUCGGUUGAGCAUCCCGAUGCCUCUCUUAUAGGUGGAAUUCGGGGAACUAUAUUAGCAUCGAGAUUUUUAAUUGAACCUUGUGGUGCUGGGAAGUCAAGAUUGACGCAUAUAUGCCGACUCGAUACCAGGGGUCGAAGUGUUGAAUGGUACAACAAAGUAUUUGGACACAUGAGAGCCAAUCUGAUUGGCAAGCUGAGGGAUUCUUUCAAGCAUAAUAGUACAGAUGGACCUGAAACCAAAGUUUAAUUGCGUUGCUAAAAGACAAUAACCAAAGUGCCUCAAAAGACA
Molecule: messenger RNA, 5019 nt
Organism: Saccoglossus kowalevskii
Lineage: Eukaryota; Metazoa; Hemichordata; Enteropneusta; Harrimaniidae
Product: rho GTPase-activating protein 7-like
Biological process (GO): regulation of Rho protein signal transduction; signal transduction; actin cytoskeleton organization
Molecular function (GO): lipid binding; GTPase activator activity; protein binding
Source: RefSeq, a predicted model, not a curated record